AUGGGCGGCGGCGCGGGCGAUCCUCCUGUUCAUCCGGCGGCGGCCUUCCGUGUGGACCGGGCGCUGCAGGCGCUGGGCUUCGAGUUCACCCGCGUCACCGCCGAGGAGGUGGUCGGCCGCCUCCCCGUCACCGAGACCUGCUGCCAGCCGUUCGACUGGCUCAACGGCGGCGUGUCGGCGCUGAUGGCGGAGGUGACGGCCAGCAUCGGCUGCUACGUCGCGUCGGGGUACCGGAGGCUCGCCGGGGUGCAGCUCUCCAUCAACCACGUCGGCCCCGCGCGCCUCGGCGACCUCGUCCAGGCGCGGGCCACGCCAAUCCAGCUCGGCCGCAAAAUCCAGGUUUGGGAGGUCCAGAUAUGGCAGAUUGAUCCUUCCACGUCAGAGCGCAAAGAUCUGGUGUCAACAGCAAGGGUUACCCUGUUAGCCAAUCUAUCAACACCAGAUAAGAUGAAGAGCUUUGAACAAGGCCUCAAGAAAUUCUCAUCCAAGUUGUAG
This is a messenger RNA of Miscanthus lutarioriparius, 495 nucleotides long. Lineage: Eukaryota; Viridiplantae; Streptophyta; Magnoliopsida; Poales; Poaceae. The record is from the annotation of a GenBank genome assembly.